This is a messenger RNA of Didymodactylos carnosus, 2699 nucleotides long. Lineage: Eukaryota; Metazoa; Rotifera; Eurotatoria; Philodinida; Philodinidae. The record is from the annotation of a GenBank genome assembly.
CUUCUCUAUAUGAUAUUUACAAGAAUUCAUAAAAACAAAAUUCUCUUGUAUAUCUAGUGUGUGGAGCGCAAGACACGUCACUUUACACCAACUUCUAGAUUGGCUAGGUGAAUUUUGUUUCGUAUAGAACGCAUUCAGUCGUCAUAUAUUGUGAAAAAAAAAGUUGUAUUUAUCGAUUUUGUAUUUUAUCUUUUAUUUUGAAUCAGCCAUCGUCUGUCAUAUUUGACUCAUGAUGUCUUUUGAACGAAGAAACGUCUCUAACAGAAAACAGUCUAUUUGCAGGAUUAUAAAGGUGGUUCAUCUCUUGUUUUCUGUAUUGAAAUUCUUCAAUUCCAUUGCGAGCUAAUUUAUCAUCAAGAUAUAUUUUUAAGAUACAUUUUUCUUGUGUUUAAAAACGUCUUAGGAAAAACAAAAAGAGUUAUUUAGAGUUUACAUUUAGAACGCUUUUAAACUGUGUUCGAAAAUUUUCUGUCACUUUUGAUCUGACCAGUGAACGACUUCUUCAAAUACAGAAAAAUUUAGUUUGAAAAGAAAAAUAUCUUGUAUAUUUUUUUGAUUUAGACAACAACGGCCUCAAUUGAAAGAUUAAACGUUCAUUUUCAUCUCAGAUUAUAGAGGAGGCUUUACUCUACAAAACAGACUUUCCUGAAUUAUUUUUAAACUACGAGAACUAAUAAAAUUCAUCAAUUUACUAUAAGAGUGUUGUUUCAAAAACUCGUGUUUUUAGCAAAAUCAAGUUUUACGUAGAAACUGGCGUUCAGGAAAAGGAUGGUAACGUCUGACGGUUUUGUCGUGUAUUCUAUUUCAACACCUCAUUUUCCAGAGAACUGUCCUCUCUAAUAUCCUACGCAGUCAAAGUAACUUUAGCAGUCAGCACAGGAAAGUUACACUUUCCCAGGUCAAAGAAUCUUACUGUAAGAUCAUAUGAAAUUCUUGUACAAACAUCGUAGGUUACGUCGUUUUUACGCGUUCGCUCAAAGAGUUCUGUAUUUCGUCAAACAAUUCGAUUGUAUGUCAUUCACUUCAACACACUUUCCGGACAGCAAAAAUGCCUGACGCUGAGAAUAAAUCCUUUAUUUGAAACGUCCGGCAUUGAAUGUGUUAAAAAGAGCAGUUUUGAAAGGGAGAAUACACUCCCAGACAAUUACUUUCCGCUAAGAUUGAUGAAAAUGACUAGGGACAUAACAGAAUGACGCUCUUAUACAAAAAAGUAUUUUCAAGAAAAACAAAAACCGAUACAACCAUUUCAGUCAUAGAAAUACGUUCUAAACCUUUUCACGUUUAACGAAACACCCGUUUGGGUUAUUCAGAAUACCUACAACUCGUCAUUUAGCCGUUGUUUUGCAAAUUUAAAAUACCUGUUGGUAUUGUUGUGACAUGAUAAAUCCUCAAACAUUUAACAGAAGACAGUUUAGUCAUCUUUUAGAAAACAAAAAGUUAGUUUUAACACAAAAAUGUACGAUGUUGAGAACUUCUGAAAACCUGAGCUUUCUGCCUUAGCUAUUUAUAACGUUCAAAUCGUUAUGCCCUCUAUAGGUUUUCUGUAAAUCGUUAAACCUAUUUUGGGUUAUUUUUCCCGCACUGGGUAUACCUUUCAGAGCUUUUUCAAGUACCUUUAGAGGGCAGAUUUGUUUAUAAAUUUCAAAUUUCAGUUCAUUCUUGUUCAGAAAUAAGCAUCACCUUGCCUCUGCCUUGGUAACGAAAUUCUUCGAACAACAUUUCGCCUUAAAUAUCAUUCAACUCAUAAAUGAAAUAAAUUUUUAAUCUACCACUUUCUAUAAAAAACAAAGUAAUGGAAGUAGAAAUUAGAGGACAAAAUGGAUAAUACUGUCUGCGUCAGAAUAACUUACGGAUGUGUCGAAUCUACCAAUUACUGAGUCCCUUCGGGUCACUCGAGAGAAACUUUUAGCAUCUCUGAGAAAAAACAGAUAUUUAAAACUUACUCGUCUUUUAUUUAGCUUUAUUCUUCAUAAUUGAGAAAUUGUCAAAAAUUGAUUAAAAUUUCUAUAUAACAGCAUAAUUUCUCAUCAAUUAUCAAAAAAAUGCUUUCAACUGUGAAUAAGAAUGAUGAUAUAAUCGAGAAAUGAACAUACUCCUAUAAAUAAAAAUGUUCUGUCCUAUUCCUACUCACUUUCCCAAUUUCUAUCGAGCACUGAACACUAACAAUGAGUCUACAACCAUUUCAAAAUCAACUAUUUUAUCCUUCUCCGGUCCAUUUUCAAUCUUCACAGAUUUAUUCUUAUUAUCUACCAUUCACGUCAUUACCAGAAGAAAUUAAUCCUCUAUUCAAUACAUCGUCCUCAUUUUCAUCUGGCUAUGAUAGUCUACACACAAGUUGUGAACAGUGUUUAUCACCCAUAUUUUUACAAAACGAUCGAAAGGCUUGUUAUUUUUCAACACCUCAAUCCUGUUUGUAUCCAUCAAUUUUGAGUUCAACACAAUGUUUGAGUGACUACGAUAAUUCAAGUUCAUCGUCAAUCAAAAGAACAAAAUAUUCAAAAUUAACUCUUGAUCAACGUCACACGGCGAAUAAACGUGAACGAAAACGGAUGGAAACAUUAAAUGAAGCAUUUGACCAUUUGAAAGAUUUAUUACCAAUACAAGUUGGUAAAAAACGACGAAGAAUGUCAAGAAUGGAUAUUGUUAGUGGAGCGAUUGCUUAUAUUCAACAACUACAGAAAUUAGUUGUCGAUAAUUAG